AUGUCUGUUUUAAGGGUCUCCGCUUUGAAGCCGUCGGCGUCAAUGAUAAUCAUCCACGGGUUGGGCGACUCGUCCGACGGCUGGAAGUUCUUUGCAGAUCUUUUGCACAGACAGGAGCAAUUCAGACACGUCAACGUGAUCCUGCCUAAUGCGCCUGUUAUCCCCGUCACUGUCUGCAACGGGAUGCCAACUAGCUCUUGGUUCGAUCUGACGAGGUUCCCGAUCGACCAUAAGGUAGAGGAGGACCCGACCACGUUCUGGAAAAGUGUUGACGAGAUUAAGCAAUUGGUUGAGACAGAGGUGAAAAAUGGCAUUCCUGCCAACCGCAUCGUUGUGGGCGGAUUUUCACAGGGCGCGGCAUUGAGCCUCGCAGUGGGCGCAACUUGCAACCGUACGCUCGCCGGCGUUGUGGCAUUGUCUGGAUUCUGUCCCGUGGAGAAAUCGCUCAAGGAUAGAGUCCAGACCGCCAACCAGAAUACUCCAGUCUUCUUUGGACACGGAGACAGAGACCCGGUGGUACCAAUUGCGGCUGCCCGUCACGCUGUGGACGUGUACAAAAAGGCAGGCUUGCAAAACAUUGAGUUUAAAGAGUACAGAGGAAUGGAGCACUCUUCGUCGCCGGAGGAGAUGGCAGACCUCAUGCGGUUUUUAGGCCAGACGAUUCCACAGUGA
Messenger RNA from Ogataea angusta, 672 nucleotides. RefSeq lists its product as uncharacterized. The transcript has a single exon. The record is from RefSeq and is a predicted model, not a curated record. Gene Ontology annotation, molecular function: carboxylic ester hydrolase activity; palmitoyl-(protein) hydrolase activity. Bases 1 to 672 code for a protein of 223 amino acids. NCBI's taxonomy places the organism in Eukaryota, Fungi, Ascomycota, Pichiomycetes, Pichiales, Pichiaceae. Gene Ontology annotation, biological process: protein depalmitoylation. Gene Ontology annotation, cellular component: cytoplasm.